Messenger RNA from Effrenium voratum, 1641 nucleotides. Lineage: Eukaryota; Dinophyceae; Suessiales; Symbiodiniaceae. The record is from the annotation of a GenBank genome assembly.
AUGUUCCGGAAGCUGGUGACUUUGGUCAGCCUGGCGGCGGUGCAUGGCGAGCCUUCCGAGGCUGAGCUGAUGCAGGAGUUGACCAUGCUGCAGCAGGCCGUCGCGGAGCAGCAGCGCACCAUCCUGGAUCAAAAAGCGGAGUUGGAAGAGUACAUGGACCACUCCCGACGCCUGCAAGUCUCUGUGAACGAGACCUACUACAGCAACACGAUUGCAAGCCUGCAGGCCACAGACUACGGCUUCACCGGCGCCAUUGACUCGGCAUGGCUUUGUCUUUGCGGAGCCCUGGUCAUGUUUAUGCACGCCGGCUUUGCGAUGCUGGAGACCGGCAGUUGCCGUGCCAAAAAUGCAUCCAACGUCCUCAUGAAGAAUCUGGUGAACGUUUGCGUUGGCACCCUGGGCUGGUGGAGCCUCGGUUGGGCCUUCGCCUACGGGGCAGAGGCUAAGACAAACGGCUUCAUUGGCGCCAGCGGCUUCUUCGGCCUGGACUUCUACACGCAGGAUGCUACCACAGGAGUUAUCACCCCGGUGACCUGCAACUCCGACGGCUGCCAGAGCACCAUGCUGAGCUGGUUCUUCCAGUGGGCCUUUUGCACGGCAGGGGCGACCAUCGUGAGCGGAGGGGUGGCAGAGCGUGUGAAGAGCCCCACCUAUGCCGCCUACGCCUUCUGCAUGACCACCUUCAUCUACCCCGUGAUUGUGGCCUGGUCCUGGGGGGGCGGCUGGCUGAAUAGUAUCUUCGAUGUGGGCUACAUGGACUUUGCAGGCAGCGGCAUUGUACACCUCACUGGGGGUGUCAGUGCGCUGGCGGGCACGGUGGUUCUGGGCCCGCGUAAGGGACGCUUCGUGAACCCUGAGGAGUUCGAGGCCCACAACCUGCCCCUGGUCGUCUUGGGCACCUUUGCUCUGUGGUUCGGCUGGUAUGGAUUCAACCCGGGCUCCACGCUGAGCAUGAGCAGCGGCAACAUGGGUGCCCUGGCGGCGCAAGUGGCGAUGAACACCACCCUCUCCGCUGCCACGGGGGGGAUCAUGGUCUUCCUCGCCAGGUACGCCAUCUUCGGCAAGUACGAUGUUGGAGGUCUUUGCAACGGCAUUUUGGCCGGGCUGGUCUCAAUCACCGCCGGCUGCGGCAACAUGGAGUCGGGCUGCGCGGUUGCCACGGGCUUCGUUGGUGCGCUCGUCUACCAAGGCUCUUCCAUGCUCCUUCAGAAGCUGAAGAUUGACGAUCCCGUGGAUGCAGUCCCAGUGCACGGCUUCUGCGGCAUUUGGGGCGUGCUGGCGGCAAGCCUGUUCGACUGGGGCUCGGGCAUCAACUACUACCAUGGCUGGAGCGGAUGGGGCUGCAUGGAGAACCCUGACGGCACCUGCCGACCCAACAUCGGCGGCAGCGCCGUGGGGGCGAACAUCAUCCUGGUGCUCAUGGUUAUCGUGUGGGCUGGCUCGCUGUCUGGCAUCGCCUUCUUCCUCUUGAAGCUGACCGGCAUGUUGCGCAUUGACGAGGACACUGAGGCAAUGGGCAUCGACAUGAAGUCCCACUCUCCGCCAAAGGCCUACGCCAUGUCAACUCCUGCCGCCACUGGUGUGAGCGCGUCGGAGCAUUCUCCAACGAAGGCCUACGCGGCCCCUGAGACCACAGUGUGA